Messenger RNA from Leishmania braziliensis MHOM/BR/75/M2904, 1137 nucleotides. RefSeq lists its product as hypothetical. NCBI's taxonomy places the organism in Eukaryota, Euglenozoa, Kinetoplastea, Trypanosomatida, Trypanosomatidae. The coding region runs from base 1 to 1137 and encodes 378 amino acids. The transcript has a single exon. The record is from RefSeq and is a predicted model, not a curated record.
AUGGAGGAGUGGAUCAAGGCUUCCCUGAAGGACAAGUACAUCAGCAAGGUGGAUGCGUCGAGCGUUCAGUCCGGGGUCUUUUGCGAAGCGUUCACCUCCCCAUGGUAUGAUGACGGAGUGGUCUUCGACUGGACCGCGCUGCAUCAGAGACUGACGCAACCGACGGCAGCCCUGUCAUACAUGACCAAGGCCGUCACCGCACUUCGGCGCUUCGGUGCAGAGCAGCUGAUGGCCGCGUCUGGCGAGGGAGACAAUAGGUGUUUCUCGACUGUCGUGGAGCUGAAAAGCCCGUGGACACUUCAACCGCUCACCGAGCAUGCGCAGCGCCUCAGUGUUUUCGACGUCCUCUUAAGUACCACGUCCUCCGCGCUAACACCGGUGUCACCGACGUCUACCAGCCACUCUCCCGCCCCAUCCUCGAGCAACGUUCGUCAGUUGUACACAUUUCUGCGUGGUCCGCCAGGGCAGCGCUCAGUUAGGGACGACAUAAUGCGUGUGCUCUCGAGUGUCGAGGAGCAGUUCCGUAAGAGCGGUGUGCACGUCGUGUUAUUCUUGAGCUCGUUUGUGUUGUUUGGAAGCGACUUUACAGACAUGCUUCACGGCACGGCUGCGGUAUUUCGGGCCCUGACCGAGGCGGGCUUCUCCAUCGACGACCACGGCUCCUGCUUCACCCCUCGCAUCGUGAAGCCGUUGCGCGUGUAUGGUGAGGAUUGGUGGACCACCUCACCACUGCAGUCCGUUCAAUCGGAGGAGGAGGUGACCGCACUUCUCAUUGCUCUCUUCUAUCAAUGGCUACAGGACGCGUACGUAUGGAGCUGCACGGCUCCCAUCCGACUCUUCCCCGAUGGCAUAGAAACGCGAGCAAACAAGGCGGUGCGCCUAUUCGAACGAUUCGUGCGUGGGCUUGUGCUACCCCGAGCCCCUGCUACUCGGCUGGACGCGUUACACGCGUCGCUUCCUGAGGAGGGUGGCAAGCUACUCGUGUUGGCUGCUGUCGGAUUAGAGAAGAAGCAAACACCGACAGGACUGCAGAGGUGGAGUGUGCUAGAGCUUCGACUUGUUCUAGCCCAGCUCGGUGCCUACGAGCACAUCCCUUCCGAGUACCUUGGACACUCAGUGAACAACGCCAGCCGCUAG